AUGACAUAUCUAAUUUGUGUUGGUCAAAGACAUCCACACAAAUUUCUGAUAUCUCGAAAUACUGGUAACAUUUGGUCCAGUGAAUUAAUUCCGAGUUUUGCACAAGGAGCUCCAAUGUUUCAAAACCAGGAACCUGUUCCUUUCCGGUUUACUCGCAGUAUACAACAAUUUAUGACUCCAAUUGGUAUAGAAGGAAUUUUUUCUUCAGCAAUGCUUGCUAUUGGUCGAUGCUUGACUGAACCAGAGUUUGAUUUAGGCCAAUACUUGAGUAUUUUUAUUCGUGAUGAGUUAAUCACAUGGCAUUAUAUAAGUCAAAAACACCCUAAUGAUCAACUGCUUCGACAGAAAGUCUUAGAAACUGUUGAUCAAGUUGUUAAUAAGGCAAAGAUGAUUGGGAAUAUUGAUAGUAAUUGUGAUAAGAAUGGUAAUAGGUCAAUGUAUAGCUCAAUUUCGGACUUAAUAGCAAUGGCAAGUAACCCACAAAAUUUAGCAAAUAUGGAGUCAAAUUUGGAAAUCGUCUCUACGAAUGAGUUCCCCCCGUUAUUAUUAUGUUAUCAGUCACAGGACAUUGCAGAUCAAUCAUCAUAUAAAGACAUCAAAAAAAAAAGUGCAACUUCAAACUACUAA
Messenger RNA from Entrophospora sp. SA101, 627 nucleotides. The record is from the annotation of a GenBank genome assembly. NCBI's taxonomy places the organism in Eukaryota, Fungi, Glomeromycota, Glomeromycetes, Entrophosporales, Entrophosporaceae.